CUCUCUCUUCUUUGGGUGUCUGGACUGCUCGCCGAGGCCAGAUCCUCGUCGUGACCCGCAACGAUUGGUAGCCACGACGCGUCGCUGAUUCCCAUCGCAGCACCCGUUGAUCACGCCGGACACCCCAGCGGCAACACCAGUGCUAGGAUGGCGCGCAUCGUCACCACCAUGGGCGGCCUGAUGGCCGCUUACCUCAUUUACCUCGAGCCCCCGACCGCCAUCACGGCAUGGUUCCCCUGGCACAUCUUCUUUAUGACCAUUGGCGUGUACGGCUUUAUGUCGUACAGCGUGCUCAACUUUGUCUUCAACGGCAAGAAGGCCUAUAACCAAACCGUCUGGUUCCAUUUCGUUUUGAAUGCCUUGGCGGCAGCCUGCAUUCUCCUCGGGUUUGUGGCCAUCUACACCAACAAGGAGACCAAAGGCAAGACCCACUGGAAGUCGUGGCACGGAACGAUUGGCUUUUACACCUUUGUUUUGAUCAUGGGCAUGACCAUUGGCAACAUCAGCUUUCUCUUCCCCGACCAAAUGGUGCGCGCCGUUGGUCCUAAAACGGUGAAGAAGAUCAAGCUGGUUCACCGCAUCGUGGGCACCCUUGCCUACGUGUUUGUCAUGUUUGAAAUGUUCCUGGCCUACUACUCAAACUGGUUCAACCGCAAUGUGACCGGCGUCCUCUGGUAUCUUUUCCCCACCAUGACCCUCCUCAUGGCCGCCAUCGUCGUGGUCCAGGUCGCCCCCAAGUUUUUCCGGUGAACACCAUGAAAAAAAGCUCUUUUGCUGCUGAAUGUUGUGUGUUGUAAAUGCUCUUUGGUGCGGUCAGACCUUGCCAUCGCAGCAGCCUGAGCUGCCAGCACAUGCAGCAAAUUGAUCAACUGACUGG
Monosiga brevicollis MX1 is the source of this 877-nucleotide messenger RNA. RefSeq lists its product as uncharacterized. The coding region runs from base 148 to 750 and encodes 200 amino acids. The record is from RefSeq and is a predicted model, not a curated record. Lineage: Eukaryota; Choanoflagellata; Craspedida; Salpingoecidae. Gene Ontology annotation, molecular function: transmembrane monodehydroascorbate reductase activity. The transcript has 4 exons.